Messenger RNA from Spodoptera litura, 2303 nucleotides. RefSeq names its product arginyl-tRNA synthetase, mitochondrial (gene ArgRS-m). Gene Ontology annotation, molecular function: arginine-tRNA ligase activity; ATP binding. Gene Ontology annotation, cellular component: mitochondrion. Lineage: Eukaryota; Metazoa; Arthropoda; Insecta; Lepidoptera; Noctuidae. The record is from RefSeq and is a predicted model, not a curated record. Gene Ontology annotation, biological process: arginyl-tRNA aminoacylation; mitochondrial translation.
CGCUUAUAUUUAAUGUAACUUUCGGAACCUUCUCUCUUUUAACCAAUUACAAAAAUACUUGCGGAAAUAACUUCUUUCUUUCCUUCUUAAUUCGAAUUACACCAUUCUAGCCGAAAUAAUAUCUAACCCGAUGAUUAUUGCCCCAUAAUAGUGUAUUUGAAUACGUCUCUGAUUUGCCAAAUACACGUUCUAAAUUAAUAAAUAUCUAACUAAAAAAGGGGACUGAAAUGGUAUGUAGGCAACAUUUCGUUAAAUGUCAUCAUCACGUUCAACGAUUGUCAAAAGUUGUCCAUCAACUUUCUAAAAAAUAAAUAAAAUGAAGCAACUUUCUAUUGUAUCUAAUGUAUAACUCUGUAAUUACUAACCUUAUUUAGAUUAAGUAAAGAACAAAAUGAAAUCUAAACUAAUGUUAAUUGAUAAGAUACUUCCACAUUAUAUCGAUAAAAGCAGUGUAUUACGAAACCUGAAAAAUGUAACUAUUUCUUAUAAACACGCUGAAAGUAAUUAUGCAAUCCACAUCAAUAAAUCUGGAUCCAACUUGGACGACACUGGACAAAAUCAAAGCACUAAUGAUCUGUCUUUUAACGUAGAGAAAACAUCUUUUAUGAAGACUAUACUAGAAAACAUAAAAUCACCUUUGCCAAGACCACUUGCAACACCAAAGAAAAUAGUUAUAGACUUCAGUUCACCAAAUAUAGCCAAGCCAUUUCAUGCAGGGCACUUGAGAUCAACAAUCAUAGGAAACUUUAUUGCCAAUAUCAAUACAUAUUUUGACAAUAAUGUCACUCGACUUAACUAUUUGGGCGACUGGGGUACACAAUUUGGGCUCCUGCAGUAUGGAUUAAAAUCAAAGAAUAUUAAUGUAAAGGACUUAGAAAAUGAUCCAAUUAGAAUCCUGUAUGAUGUUUAUGUGUAUGCAAAUAAAUUAGCUGCAAAUGAUGCCAAUGUUCAAGAAGAGGCUAGAAAGUUCUUUUCAGAUAUAGAACAAGGUAGAAUGAGCUUAGAAAACUGGAAAAAUAUUCGAGAAGUCACUGUACAUGAGUUAGAGAAAGUGUAUCAAAGGUUAGGAAUACAAUUUGAUACAUACCACUGGGAAUCAGAUUAUAAUGGUGGAGCUAUUAAACCUAUUAUGGAUUUGUUGGAAAAGCAAAAUAUAAUCAAAAUUGAUGAUUCUGGAAAGAAAAUAGCAAAAGUAAAUAAUAGAGAUGUGACUGUAUUGAAAAGUGAUAAUUCAACACUAUAUUUGGCGAGAGAUGUUGCAGCUUUAUUGGAUAGAUAUAAGAAAUAUGAGUUUGACAAAAUGUUGUAUGUAGUUGACAAUGCCCAAACUGAUCAUUUUAAUGCAGUCUUUGAAAUUGUUAAACAAAUUGACCAGAAAUGUACAGAAGGUUGUGAACACAUCAAAUUUGGCAGGCUGAAAGGAAUGAGUACAAGAACUGGAAAUGUUGUAUUUCUGAAUGACAUAUUGGAUGAAGCUAAAAGAAAAAUGCAUGACAAACAGGCUUUAUCAAAAAAUACUAGAACCGGAGCAAUGAAUGAAGAAACAUGCGACAUCUUGGGUACCUCGGCUGUCCUAAUUAAUGAUUUGAAGCAGAAAAGGCUAAAAGACUAUACAUUUAGUUGGGAAAAAACUCUUCAAACUGAAGGAGACAGUGCUAUCAAAUUACAGUAUCUUCACUGUCGUCUUUGGAGUCUAGAACAAAACUGUGGUGUAUCAUUACCAGACUCAUGUGAAGCAGAGUGCCUAUCUGAAGAAGUAAUAGGAGAUGUAAUAGCAGAAUUAGCUAAAUUCGAAAAUACCCUUCAGAAAUCUUUAGAAGAAUAUGAAGCUUGUAUUCUUGUUAAUUACUUAUUCCGUCUCACAAGACAUGUGAAUAGAAUGUUUAACGAAGUAAGGGUAAAAGAUGUGAACUCAGAUUUAGCAGCCCAACGAUUACUUGUUUUCUAUUGUUCUAGAAUAGUUCUUAAAACUGCCUUGCAGAUUUUAGGUAUAAGACCUUUGAAAGAAAUGUAACUAGAAACGAAACUUUAAAUAUAUCAAUUUUAUUGGCAUUAAACUGUCAAACACCAAGCGGUCACCGGUGACCGCAACCUAUUGUUCCAUAAUUGUGUCUGUAUUGAUGGUACUCAACGAGUAAUAAUAUUUUUUAUAAGUUCCCUGGUUAUAAUGAUUCAUAACUGACCUAUCUCGAAAUCCUUGAAGGAGGCUUAUGUUCAGUAGAGUCUUGUUCUUGUUGCUGUUAUGAUGAUGAUAGUAAAAUAGCCAAAACUAACAAAAAAAUAAAAUAGCUGGGUACAAUAAA